Molecule: messenger RNA, 1847 nt
Organism: Actinia tenebrosa (Australian red waratah sea anemone)
Lineage: Eukaryota; Metazoa; Cnidaria; Anthozoa; Actiniaria; Actiniidae
Product: COMM domain-containing protein 1
Biological process (GO): negative regulation of protein localization to cell surface; copper ion homeostasis; positive regulation of protein ubiquitination
Cellular component (GO): endosome
Source: RefSeq, a predicted model, not a curated record
UUUCCAAGAUGGCGGCCGCAGUGAGUGCAGACAAGAAUGUUGUAGGCCUUCUUAACGGCCUCGCCAAGAGACAAUUCUUCGGAGAAUCCGAAAUUACAGAUAGUUUUCUUAAAGUAGAGCUCUUUCCCGACCUAACUGAUGAAGAAUUUGAAGCAAUGCUAGGGAAAUACGAGCUUCUUUUACGGAAUAUUGUUGCUUCUGACAUGGACUUCAACCAACUUGAGGCGUUUCUCACCUCGCAGACGAAAAAACGCGAAGGCGCUCUAAAAUUAGAACAAGCUGCUGCUUUCAUGAAAUUCUGGAAGUCCCAGAAGACUAAGAUUCACGACAGUUUGGUGCAGAAAGCGUCUUGGAAUAAUAAAUUGAAGGAUGUUAGUUGGAGGAUUGAUUUGAAGACUCAGGCAAGAAGUAUUGAGCAGAUCAACACUCCUGUUGCUAUAGUGGAAAUGCAGGUUGAGAAUGCUGCAACUAGACAUAAUGGGAAAAACGGCAACAAGGAUGUGGACAUAUUCCAAUUUGAAAUGGAUGAGAGCCAAAUUAACAAGUUGGUUUCAAAUAUUGAAGACAUUGAAAAGCAGCUUGCAUCAUAUGCCCAGUCCUAAACAUAACAGCUUAUCUUACUAAAGAUAUUAUGAUUGCUGUCCAUGAGGACUUAAAUACUUUACUAUGAGCCAGAAACAAGGCAUAACCAAACUUACUGCGGUUUUCAAUAUUCUGCGAACUGGGACAGCUUGUGUUGAAUUGGUUUUUACUGUCACUAGUCAAGAAUAUAAAAGCUAUGCCUUUAAUUUUUGAUUGACUGAAGCGAAAGCCAAAUUUCAGUGUGCAGCUCACAACGACCAAGUUCACAGGAUAUCUAAAACCACAGUGAACUAAUUUGGCCAGUGAACAUGAGGUAGUGACUGAUUGGCAAAUAUUUUAACCCCUGCAGUCUUAACAGUUAAUUUACUGACAAUAUAAAACUUGUCGCACAAAACUCUAACAUCGUAAGUUGCCUGGCAGCUUUUCAUGAUUUUUUUUUGAUUCUGAGAAACCUGCUAAAUACCUGGAUUUGUAUUGAGAUAAGAUACCUGGAAUUGUAUUAGGCUAGUGAUUUCAAAAUUAAGGGUUGAUAAAUUGUAGUGGGACAACAUACAGUGUAAAAUGUGUAUAAUAGAAACAAACUAAAGAAAUUGUACAUCAAAAUUAUCAUUUUUGUAAACAAAAAAUUACUAAAUUCUCCAAGGUUAGAUAGAUUUUUAAUAGUACAAAUAAAUAAGAGAAGCAGUCUCUCAAUAAAGUCCAUAAAAAAACUCAUGGUACAAGAGGUGCCCUGACGAAGACUCAUGGCUAAAAAUAACAGCUAGUCAGUUACCAGUCAUGACGUCAAACCAAAAUAGUUUUAGUUCAAUCAUACUAUGUUUCUGGCUCUCAACUUUACUCGUCAAAAUCAGCAAGGCAAAGAUUUGACUGGACAAGUUCCAAUUCUUGCCAGACAUUGUCUGAUGACUCGCUGUUAUUUUUAGCCCUGGAGAUGGUCUCGUGCUCAAGCUUUUUCAUUGGAUGGGUAGCCAUCUCACACACCAUGAUUGGUUAAUUUUAAGGAUGUCAUUGGUUCUGUACAGAAAUCUUUUUUAAAAUUUCGUCCAAGGGUUUCAUAAAGUUUUGAUAUGAUGGGAGAAGGUCAUGAACUAGCCAAAGACUCUAUAAAGUGAACAUUUUAUAAAAUACUAAUCUAUAAAUCAUAAUUAAAACAAUUUUUACUGCAGCAUUCUCUGACCCUUAGAGAAACCCCUUUUCACCUUUAAGGGCUUAGUACUGUCGUAACACAAUGUAAGAGUUCAAGUUCAUUAUAAUUUACAAUAUUA